Saccharomyces paradoxus is the source of this 1254-nucleotide messenger RNA. RefSeq names its product Ubx4p (gene UBX4). The record is from RefSeq and is a predicted model, not a curated record. The coding region runs from base 1 to 1254 and encodes 417 amino acids. Gene Ontology annotation, molecular function: protein binding. The transcript has a single exon. Lineage: Eukaryota; Fungi; Ascomycota; Saccharomycetes; Saccharomycetales; Saccharomycetaceae.
AUGCCUGUGGUUACUGUGAAGUAUAACUUUCAACUUUUCAAAUGUAAAGUUACUUCGAAUUCCACACUAAACGAUGUAUUACACCAAUCUUUGCAGUUCUUCCAACUGCGCACCCCGCCAAACGAUUGGACAUUGGUACAUUUGGAUAAGCCAGUGCCAUUAGAUUUGCCAUGGAGGCUUCUAAACUUACCAAUGGGUGUCAACUUAGAAUUAUCUAACAAUAUUAAUUCUCCGGUGGCAAAUAAGAGCAACAACGAAGAUAUGCGAUCAAACACAAUUAAAAUACGGUUUCAAAUUCCAGGAAGAGAUUCAGUAGUUAAAGAAGUGCCAUCCGGUCAACCAAUUGCCCCAAUCUUGCAAAAUAUAAGUGGUGUUGCAGGGAAUGAUUUCAAGAUUCAAGUGUUUUCCAGGACCAUAGAAUAUAAAACAAUUAAGGAUGAGGAUUUGACGCUUGAAAAAUUAGGAAUCCAAGAACCAUCUUCAAUUAGAUUGCUUCUUGCUAAUCCAUCGUAUUCUAAGGGCGUUAGCACGAACAGCGCCGCCCACCUAGAACAAAUUCCUCCCACAGUAGUGACAAGCCCGGAAACAGUUGCCUCGUCACCACCUCAUGAAUUUCAUAAACCUUCUGUGUUCUUGCCUUCGGAUGAGCCACUAGCAGCUAUCAAGGAUCAAAUUGAAGGUGAAGAAGACUACGAAUUGACAGUAGAACAAGCCAAAAAAUACCAAAAAAUGUUAUCAUUGAAGGCCGGUACUUUAGGUGGUCCUAUUUUAACAAAAAGACUUAGAGAGCAAUCAGCAAACAAUUCGCUUAAGAAAAAUAAGGCUAUAUCUGAAUGUUUACUAAGAGUCAAGUUUCCUGAUAGAAGCCACAUCGAAAUAGCAUUUAAACCCAAUGAAGAUAUGCGUACAGUCUAUAACGUCGUAUCGCAGUUUCUGAUCGAUGAAAAAAUGCCUUUUACGUUAAAUCAAUCCCAUCCUUUUAAACCAUUGGCUAAAAAUGAUCAGACGCUAUUGAAUGACUUGGAGUUUGGCUCUAAAACAAUGCUCCUUUUUGAAACAAAUUCAAGUUUUACUGGACCCUUAAUAAAGAGCUCUCUUUUGGAAGAUGCGCAAAAAAUUGCACACCAGACAAAGAUAAACCCACCAGCUAAUACGACAGAUAAGCCCAAUUCACGGGGGCCCUUUGAUAACGCUGCAAAUAUCAAAAAGACUUUGAAUAGAGUACCUAAAUGGAUGAAAUUGAGUAAAAAAUAA